AUGGCAACAUCGCACGUCCAGAACAAAAGCUGCAAUCAUUGCCAUGGAGAGCAGAAGGCCACCCUCGAGGAGACUUCGCCUCGAAUUGCACGAGCGGCACACAUUGUAUCACACGCCCGUAGCUCUCAGUCACUCCCGAGUCUGUGCCUCACAAAAAUACGAAGAAUCGCAAUGGCAACGAAGGAGCAGGGCCAGGAGACCGGUCGAGAUUACGAUCCCGAGAGGCGCAGAAACGAAAUAUGCUGCACCGCAGCCUCAGAUGAAAUCCAACGGCUUUUUCUUUUCCCUUCUCCCACUCGGGCCAUGUUGCCUUUUCCAUGGACGCGGGGAAGUUUGUUACCUCGGCGGGAUUACCAGGCGUGCUCGAAGACAAGGACUUGUCUGCACUCUCAAAGCUGUCGACUCGAGAUCCAAAGCGCAUUGAAAUCUCAACCGCCGGUGACCUUUGCCCGGAUCUGA
Molecule: messenger RNA, 459 nt
Organism: Penicillium oxalicum
Lineage: Eukaryota; Fungi; Ascomycota; Eurotiomycetes; Eurotiales; Aspergillaceae
Exons: 1
Coding region: 1-459 (152 amino acids)
Source: RefSeq, a predicted model, not a curated record